UCUGCGCAAGUCCGAGCCGCCAGUCGAUAGAGCAACACAUCUUAGCAAGAAUGUCGCUUUCCGUUCGGGGGGUGUGCCAUUUCCGAUCGCGACAUGCUGCGUCUACCGCGAAACGAUUUCAAAGCGGCGUCGCGCCCUUGGCCGCAGAUUUCAGCUCUUUAAAGGGCUCAACUGGACACAAACCAAAUUGGAAGCCGGCUCAACCCAUCUCAGUCACGACACCUCCGAAACCUGACUGGAAAUAUGGAGGUGGUGCCAAUGACAAUGGUGUUUCGCUGCGUGCAAAGCACGUUGAAAUCGAUCCUUUUGCCAAAGGUCGACCCAUGUUUCACAACUACUCGCUCCUUAUCUCUGGCAUCGUGCCCCGGCCAGUUGGCUUCGUUAGCACGUUGUCGAAGGAGGGCAAGCCAAACCUGGCCCCGUUCAGCUAUUUCCAAGUAGUCGAUCACGACCCUCCCGUUUUCACCAUCGGAUUCUCUGGAAGAAGCAGUGCGUCAAAAGACACACUAAGGAACUUGCAAGAAACCGGAGAGUGCACUAUCAACACAGUUUCUGAGCACAUGGUCGAGGCUGUAAAUGCUGCGUCUAUAGAUGCACCUCGUGGUGUCUCGGAAUGGGAUCUUUCGGGUCUGCACCAGGCUCCUUCCACGAUGGUUAAGCCUUCGCGUGUGCAAGAAUCAGUGUUCUCUGUCGAAGGGAGGCUUAGCGAAGUGGUGGAUUUCAGAUUAUCAAGAAAUCCAGUCGGUGCGCAUGGCAAGCUGGCGAUCAUUGAAGGGAUCAACUUUUGGGUCAGAGCUGAUGCGAUUGACUCCAAAGGUAGUCACAUUGAUCUUGAAGUACUGAGGCCAGUUGGGCAGCUUGGUGGAGUAAGCUAUGCUCGAAUGUCGGAAAUGUUUGAGCUUCCGAGAAGCACUUGGAAGAAAGAUUAUGAGGAUCAUGACACUGGACUACGUAAGAUGUUUGGUGACCGAAGUACGACGAAGGACUGAUAGCUUACGAACAUAAUGGUCGUGGUUGUGGAGUGCUUGACGCGGGUGCCUCUGCAGCUGUGUGGGUUUUCGCUACUGGUUAGAACCUUGACGGAGCUCAGCUGGGAAAGCAUACGGCGCGGAAACCUUAGCAUCGAAGACUGCGGUAGGUACUAAAUCUCUGUCUCCUUCCAGGCGCCCCUGCGAACAUUUGGCAGUGAAGUCGACCGG
Messenger RNA from Cercospora beticola, 1199 nucleotides. RefSeq names its product flavin reductase family protein. NCBI's taxonomy places the organism in Eukaryota, Fungi, Ascomycota, Dothideomycetes, Mycosphaerellales, Mycosphaerellaceae. The record is from RefSeq and is a predicted model, not a curated record. Gene Ontology annotation, molecular function: FMN binding.